CGGUCGCCCCCAUCCAACACGGACGGAGCCCACGCCAUGGCCACCGAUCUUGACCGACCAUGCUAAAACGAGGUGGAAUGGAAAUGAAAUCCCUUCUCGCCCUAUCCCAGUUCGCACGGGGUUUCAUUUUUUUUCUUCAUCGAAGCGGAGCUGAAGGUCGAGUGGUCGACAAGUGACCGGCGGCAGACGCAACCUCCUGGAAGCGUUCGUUGGAUUGGAACUGGACGGACGGCCUCUCGCACGCGGUCAAUGCCAUGCUGUGCUGUGCUGUAUACACCGGAAAUUUCUUCGGACGUUGGGGCUGCAACUGCAAUGCAAGAAUCAGCUCUCAAUCCGAGAAAUAAAUAAACUAGGAAGAAGCCAACAACAGUUGGGGCAGGAGGAGGAUUAGCUGGUAGGCACCUUUGCUUGAAAGGGAGGUUUUAUCGGUCAAGCUGCAGAUCCAGAGGCACUGAAUAAUAGAAACUCUCCGAGAGAAAAGCGCAAAAAAAAAAAAAGCAGGACGGCAAUCGCAUGCUUGCGACGAUGACCGCCAGCAAGUGAAGAAUCCAGCCACCUGCCCGCGUAACUUCUUCUUCUUUCGUCGUUCUACUCCCAUCGAAGCUACUACUGAGGACGGGCGCAGGCGGAGAACGAGCGGAUCCGCUAGCAGGGGAACAGCCGGCGCGGAGGAAGGGUUUGGAGGAUGACAGAAGCUGCAGUUAAUACAAGGUACUGGUGCCAUGGAUGCGAGAAGGUCAUCGAGGAGGCCAUGGUGGGGGAGGAUAUCAAGUGCCCGUUUUGCGGUGGUGGGUUCAUCGAAGAGAUGGCCGGGGAGGAUUCCGAGGGGUUGCAGUUAGAGCGGGAGUGGGGAACGCCGCCAGGGGACAGCGAGGACGACGAUGACGACGAUAUAGCCCAUGAGUUCGAGGGCUUUAUCAGGAGGCACGGACGGGCAUCGGCUCUGCGCCGGGUGCUCGACAGCAUCCAGGACGACCUUAGAGCCGACAGGGAAAGGGACAACUCCGUCCUCAUCAACGCCUUCAACCAAGCCCUCGCCUCGCAAGGCUCGGCGCUGCUGGAUGCCGACGAGGCCCGAGACGGCCGAGGUGGAUCCAGCAACAGCAACGACGAUGGCUUGCUGGAAGAGUAUGAUGUCCUGGGGGCUGGGCUGAGCCUACUGCUUCAGCAUCUGGCCGAGAACGACCCGAACCGGUACGGCACCCCUCCGGCGAAGAGAGAGGCGGUCGAAGCUCUGCCCACUGUCCAGAUAGCGGAGGCCGUCAGCUGUUCGGUCUGCCUCGACGAUCUUGAGCUGGGGUCCCCGGCGAAGCAAAUGCCCUGUGGGCAUAGGUUCCACUCUUCUUGCAUCCUGCCAUGGCUUGAGCUCCACAGCUCUUGCCCCGUGUGCCGGUUCGAGCUGCCGUCUGAAGAGACGAAAGAUCUGAACGAGCCUAGCGAUGUGCACAGAAGAACAGAGAGCACCCGAGAGAACGACAGCGAGAGCGGUAACAGCGCGUGGCCCCUUGUCCCUUGGUUCUUCAGCGGGCUGUUCUCGGUACCUGAACCGUCGCACACUGACAGAGGCACUCUCACCACCGAUCAACAGAGUCCUUCCACCAACCCAAAUGCUGGAGGAAAUUGAUUUCGUCAUCCUUUGUGAAUAAUGCUCAUACAUCUGAGAAUAGCAAGGAGCCUUGUCAGUAGAUGGCUUAUUUUUUUUCUGUACUGAUAAUCCUUCUCGGAUGAAUCGCAAGGUACGGAGUCUGUGUCUGCUCUAUUGUCAGGAUUCUAGCGAUCGUUUCGCCUCUAGUUAAUCUCAUAGCUACUGAGACUGUCUGUCUGCAUCCUAUGCAAAAGAUCGGUUGCUUUCUUUGUUCUUGGCUCUUCUGACUGGAUGUCUUUGAGCUAUUUCUGGAAUAUGUAAACUAUCAUGCCUUGUAUUUAUUCAUUGUUUAGUUGAAAUAUAUCUUCAUAUCAAGUACGAA
Zea mays is the source of this 1967-nucleotide messenger RNA. RefSeq names its product putative RING zinc finger domain superfamily protein. Bases 686 to 1624 code for a protein of 312 amino acids. NCBI's taxonomy places the organism in Eukaryota, Viridiplantae, Streptophyta, Magnoliopsida, Poales, Poaceae. Gene Ontology annotation, cellular component: cytoplasm. Gene Ontology annotation, biological process: protein ubiquitination. Gene Ontology annotation, molecular function: ubiquitin protein ligase activity. The record is from RefSeq and is a predicted model, not a curated record. The transcript is spliced from 4 exons.